This is a messenger RNA of Pocillopora meandrina, 16995 nucleotides long. The record is from the annotation of a GenBank genome assembly. Lineage: Eukaryota; Metazoa; Cnidaria; Anthozoa; Scleractinia; Pocilloporidae.
AUGGCGGUCUACCAAGAUUUUGUGGCAGCAUACAAAGACUGGCCCGUGAGUUUCUUUUUAUGGGAAAUAAUAUCACUACAUACCUCCUGCAUGGUAGUAAUAGUAAUUUUUAUGUGGACUAAGUGCAUGCAAGUUGAUCCCGUUGGUCCAUCUUGCACAUCAAUCAAUCAUUUGGUUUAUACGAUUGCUGAGGGCAGACGACUGCAAUGAUUUGUUAUGCUGUACUCGCCCCCUACUUAAUCCGCCCAGGCAGGCGGACAGCUAAUAAAUAUGAAUUUUCAUGUUGAUUCACCCGGUCACCCGAUAAAAAUCUCCUUCCUCUAAGUAUCUCAAAUUUUCCAAACUUGGAAUAGUGUACUUCCGGUAGUUUAUACCUGUGCAAGUGAGCCGUAAAUUAAACUUUUGUAAAAUACUCCUGUGGUUUACUUACCAGGGAACAUUUAUCCUUCCAGGCUACAGUCAUGGCUGUGGAUUGCACGGGCCAGUUUACUGUUUUAGGAUCGUAAGUAACUUUUUCCAUGGUGAUAUUUUCAGGCCCGUCUUUGCGGCUAGUGGCGUAUUUGUGUUUUGCUCGUUUCGUACCGUUUGUGAUCAUACCAAUGCUUUGAAUGCACCUGAACAUUUUAACGCUCUCUAAAUUGGCAAUCUUGUUUUAACAUUGCAAAGGUAAAAUGAGAAAAAUGAAUUUAAUUCAAAAUACAUCUAGAAUGAACAUUAUUCACAAGCUUUAUGCAUGAUUGUCAAAAUUUGAAAUCACAGGAAAAGUCUUUCAACAAUCAUUUAUUAUGUUUUAAUUUGUGCAUGGCCCCUCUUGAUACCAACCCUGCUACUGAAUAGGCUAUCCCACAUUCAUAGGGUUGUCAUGAAGCUUUCCUAGAGUUUGCUCUAAAUUUAAUUAUCAAGUUACAAGUGAACAUAAUUAGUCUCAGAAAAGUGAAAAUCAGAAAGAGAAAAAGGGAAAUUUGGAAAGGGAAAAGGGUUAAAAGAGAAAAGAAAGGGCAUUUUUUUUAUUAAUAAUUUUCAAUUGUAUCUGACAUGGUUUUCCCACAGACGGAAAGGUUUAGCAUUUAUUGACCUGAAUGCUCCUCAUACUGUAACAAAAAAAGUGUCAAGGAACAGCAAAUGGGAAUGUGGUGCCGUGGAAUGGAAUCCUCAUUUGACACAUGCUCAUAUAUUUGCUUAUACGGUGAGUGUUCUAUUUUUUGUAUAAUUUUGACCAUAAAUAUAUCUGUGUUAUUGCAUUGUACUAUCGCUAUUACUAUUAUUAUCAUUAUUACUAAUGGUGUAAAAUUCUUACUAUUACCUGCAUAUCUGAAUUUUCUGUAUUGUAUUCAUGCAGCAGUUCAUUUUAUUUUGUAAAUCUUAAGAGAUUAAGUGACCUUCUGCCUUAUUGUUGUAUUGCAGUCCAACCAAAAACUAGAAAUUUGGUCCUGGAGAGAUGGUAAUGACUUACAGCAACACAUUCUUAGGGGCCACACAAGAUCAAUAAGGUAACUACUUUCUUUUCUCUUUACAUUUGUUCUUUUUUCCAAACUUAUUAAUGGUAUUAAUAUUUGGUUUUGUUAGAAAAGAUAUAAGGCAAUAAAAAUGGGUACAAAAACAGUUUUAGUGCUUUCUGAAUCAAAAUUUUGACUCCCCCCCCUUAUUAGAAAUUUUCUGGGUCUGUGCCUGUAAGUGACCCACAUCCUUAGACUGUGCCAUAGAUUAUGUAGCAGUCACUGGAUAGGAUGCUAUUCUAGUGCAGUUUACACCCUUAACCUUUUUAUGGUUUUUCCAAGAAAUUGCUGAAGUUAACUUUCCCUCAUGAGGAAACAGGCACAAUGAGAGUGACCAGGCUAGAGCUUUACUCUUAAACCCCUAAGAGUUACUUCCAAUUAAUUUCUCCUUACAGUCUCUCUCACCUCUGAAUCAAACAUCAUGGUUAUGAGAAUGAAGGAAAUGAUCACAAGCUAUAGAAGCUCUUAAUUGUUUGAAAAGUUCUCCUUAUUAAUAUCACAAGAAAUGUGCAAUGAAAAGUGCGGAGAAUGUGUAUACCGAUGUUAAGGCUUUAUACUUGAAUCUUUCAAUACAGAGUUCAGUCAGGCUAGAAACUGCAUCUUCACUCAUCUGUCACAGUAUAUUUUUGUUUGUGGACAUUAUUUCCAUUCAAAAAGCUGUUUGAUGGAACAUGUUCACUUUUUCAUUCAUGAGAAAGUUUAUUUCUUGUUGUUGUUAAACUUUUAUUUUGAAAAGAAGGAAGGAAGUCACAAAAGUGACUCACCAGUUGAGCAAUCCUUUUAGUGAUUGGAUUUUAAAAAUUUCAAGCAAUUUUUGGUGGUGUUAAGGAAUACUACAUGGGGUAAAUUUUACUAGUUACCACCUGAAAAGGAGAACACUGAGGAACUAUUAAUUUGUUUGAUUAUAGUGACUUGAACUGGUCAUGGUUUGACCCUCAGCUUCUUGCCACUUGCGCAAUGGACCAGUAUAUUUAUAUUUGGGACUUAAGGUAUGGCAGUUUUUGUGAUUAUGGAACUACAUGUGAGAAUGUUAGAUCAUCACCUAAAAAAAAGUUUGGGAAGAAUUGCUUGACACCCACAAUUAGCAAAAUCUGUAUCUUCUCAUGUCUGUUCUCUUUGUGACUUGACCUUUUUAUACCCAUGAGUGAUCAAGAAAAAAUUUCUCCUUGCAAUAUCUAUACAAUGUCAGGUAGACGAGUGGUGAGAGUAGAGAUAAAUAUCAAUUAGGAGAUUAUUAGUUGAUCCAAUACCAAAUUCUCCAAACUAUCCUCAUAAGAAUUGUAUGACAGACAGUAAGGAGAAUUACAAUGAGAUCUUGGGGUAAAAGGGUUGAAACCACCCAGAAAUGUAUGACACACUGUUGAGGAGCUGUUUUUAUUCAUGCAGCUCAUUCACUGUCAUAAGACAAGUUGUUACAUAGAUUUGCCCUUUUGCACUGUCUACAGGGAUGCAAAAAAGCCAGCCAGCUCACUUCAGGCCAUUGGUAUGUAUAGACAAGAUAAUUGUGCCAUCUUGGAAAUAUCUUGGUUAAGAUUGACAGCACUUUAAUUAUAAUUAAAGAUAGCUGAAAUCUUAAGGAAGAGUUGUGCCCUUGAAGAAUUUGUUAACUUUAAGUGAACAAUUUUUCAUUAGAGAUUUGCUAACUUCAUUUCAUGUCAGUUGGGGCAUCUCAAGUCAAAUGGAACAGAGUAAAUCGACAUGUGCUUGCCACCAGCCAUGAAGGAGAUGUGAGAAUAUGGGACUUGAGGGUACUGAUAUUUCAUUGAUAUUAAUGUGUCUUUUCCUUGCUCAAUUUUCAAAGGACAAACUGCCACUGAGAUGAUAUCAGUUGACCUAAAAAUGCUUGUUGAGGGUGUGGUUAUCUAUUGUGGUAAAUAUACAGUGUAGCUGUGGGUAUAGAAGUGUUUCACAUGACUGUCUGUUGAAUUGAACUUUUGUUUACAAAAACUUUAAUUUCACUAUGACUCUGGAUUACAAUUUCCUCUGUUGAACCUUCCAUAAACUUUCAUCACUCAUGUAUUAAGACCAAAACAUACAAUAAGUUUCAAAAUCUAAGGGAAAUUAACUUCUAAAUGCAGGGCUCAACUUUGUUUGGAAUACUAAAAACACAUGACUGGCUAGUGACAUGUGACUCCUGUUCUGAGAGAAAAUGGAACCUAAUGUGCAGGAAUGCUAGAAUGGGAACUUAUGCAAAAGCAUUUACAUACAGUGUUGUUAUUGUUAACGAUAUUCAACAAGGAAAUGCUCUUUGGAAGUGCAGUAAUUAUUGUUUGCAUCAUUUGAUUAUAGAAAGGUAACACCCCCGUGGUGUACGUCACAGCCCAUCUUUCUCAGAUUUAUGGAUUGGAUUGGUCUCGCUCAAGUGGAACAAUGCUCGCAACAUGCAGUAAAGACUCUACUGUCAAGGUUAGUCUUAAAGUUGUGUAAAAGAGCAUUGUCAGUUUUAGUUCCACUAGAAAACUGAAGCUUAAAUUUUUGCAGUCCAUGUAAUUCUUCACUGUCAUCAACCCUUAAACACCAAAGAGUGACAAGGGUCUAAUUUCUCCCUACUGCAUUACUUCUUAAUCAAACAUCAAGGUCAGCUCUUGAUUUUUGGAUGAAAUGUCCUUAACAGUAGCAUGGGAAAUGUACAGAGGACAAUUUCCAGACUGUGCAUACUGAUGUUAGGGAGUUAAGGGUCAACUGUCUCGUUUUCUUUUUGACUAGAGAUAUAUUUAUAAUUAUACCUUUUUGGUGUUCAGCAACACUAGAAAAUUUUUAUCUUAAGUUUUUUCAUCCGUAAAGGGAAUUCCUUUUGGUAUUUUAAACAUACUCAAAACACUUAAGCAUAUUUCUGGAAAAUCUUUAAGAAAGUUCUUCACAUUUGUAUGUUUAAUUUUUUCUUCUACUUAGUUGUGGAGUACAGAAAACCCUCGGCAGCCAGAAGACAAGCUGAAGCUGACUGCAAAUGCUCCUGUGUGGCGGGCCAGAUUCACUGUAAGGGCUUCAGUCAGCUUCAAUCCAUUCAAAUUUUUUGUAAAAAAAUCUUGGUGUUAAGGUCAUGAAAUGAAUGCUGUUUAGACUCUCAGAGAAACACAGUGUAUGGCUACACAAAUUACCAUUACUAUCAUUGUGAACUAUGGAACAAUACCCUGUGUGAAAAAUCAAUCUGCUAAUGAGGGGUAACUGCAUCACCAAUGCCCUUGCCAUCAAGACAAGAGAAACAAUGUUACCAUCAAUAAGUGAUCUUUUGUCUUUUUGAGACAGCCCCCUUUUCAAUGACUGUCUGAAUUAUGCAAAGUUUAGAUACUGUAUUUCCUUGAAUAAGCCCUUGGUGGCUCAUUUAAAAUGUGACUAAAAGGAAAGGUGCUUAUUGGAGGGAGGGUGCUUUUUAGGAAAUCAUCAACCUGUACUGAUCCAGCUAUAGUUGAAGCUUAAAAUGUUUUAGAUAAAGUGGUAUUAGAAACAGGAUUUCCCAUCCUCACGACCCAGGGACUGUCAGCUGAUGACUAGAAAUCUAAACUGAUGGGUGGGGUGCUUAUUUUUGGGGGGGGCACUUGUUUGUUAUUAUGGCCUAGGGGGUGGGUGCUUAUUUUGGUAGGGUGUUUAUGAGAGCAUGGGUGCUUAUUCAAGGAAAUGUGGUAUGCAAAAGCAAAAUUUAGAGGCAGAGAAGAUGGGAUGCCCAUGGUGCAUUUUAAUCAUAGUUUCCUAAUUAUUUGCGACGAGGAGUGCAAGAUACAAUCCUGUACAAAAGUCAGAAAAGUCUGCUUAUCUCUUUAGAUGUACUCUUCAAACACUCUGAGCAAGUAGAGGGAGCCAACUUAACUUGCAUGUCAACAUUACGGAAAUGAUUCUAGAAAACAUUGCUUUCUCUGUCAAUUCAAGUUUUUCAAUUUCUUUUCAGCCAUUUGGUGAAGGUCUCGUAACUCUCACUUUACCUCAGAUGAGGCGAGCCACAGAAAAUAGCUUAUCUCUGUGGAACAUCAGCUCACCCGUGUCGUCCCAAGUGAAUACGUUUGUUGGUCACAGUGACGUUGUUUUGGAAUUCCAGUGGAGAUCUCAAAUGAUGGAAGGUGAAAUUGUUACGGGAAGAGCUGCGACAGAGGGGAGAGGGGGGGUAGAGAGGAGAAAGAGGGAAGGAGAGAGAAGGGGAAAGGGCAAGGAGGGGAGAACAGGGUGGCAAAGGGAUAGAGAGAAGGGAGGAAAGGAGAGAGGCGAUAAAAGGGAGAAAGGGGAAGAAUGGGACAAGAGAAAGUGAAAAUGAGAGGAGAGAGGAGUUAGAGGGGAGUCGAACGGUUGAUUAGAGAAAAGUGAUAGAGGAUAACUGGUAUGAAUGCCAGCUAAUGACAUGAGUGAUUUCUGUUUCAGAUGAGGAACAGUUUCAGCUCAUCACCUGGGGAAAAGACCAAACCUUGCGAAUGUGGGCGAUGGAAUCCAAAUGGAUCAUGGUAAGAUGAGAAAAAUGUAGCUUAGUUGGGAUAUGUUGAAUUUUUAUUUUUUCUACUUUCUACUUAAUAGAGACUGAAAGUAUUUUUUCAGUAAGGAAGAAAAAUUAAAACUUAGUACCUUACUAAGCAUAGAGAGGAUUGAAGUGAGUUGCAAACAGGCCUAGUAACUUUUCGGCUUUAUUUUUAAAAGGUGUGCGAAUCGUGCUCUAGGUCCUUUGGAUGAAGCAGAAAUUUUAGAAACGGUUGUAAGAUAUAACGGAAGGUAUUUCCAGUAAAAUUAUUUUUAUUCUGAGCCAUUUCUUUUUCACCGUGCGAAGUAGGAUGUUUUUGUUUUACACCUUUUCGGUACCGUGACUUGCAUUGCGUAUUCUUCGUUACGCGUUGCGAGUGUUGUAAAGUAAAACACGCUUUCGCCCCAGUUAUUAACUGGUUAGAUACGAAACUGAAAUCGAUUGCGACUUGGUCAGUCGUGUUUUCCCAUGCUUUAGGAUGUUUGCUUGUUUUUACUCUGAGGUCUUAAUUGGUUCCAUGUCAUCGCUCUUUUCCUUGGUUGUUUUGUUUUGUAGGUUUGUUUGUUUGUCUUUUAAUGACCACUGUGAUUGCUUUAACUUUUGCCUUUGAAAUGCUCUCUGUUGUCGAUGGAGCGCUUUAGGAUUGAGUGUCUCAAAACCAAAACCAAUUCAAACGACCAAUCGGAGCGAAAUAAAACACCUUAGGGAGCCAAUAAGAACCCAGUAGAAACAAGCAAACUUUCAAAAGCGCGGGAAAACGCGGGUCACAGUGUCGAUCGGUUUUUUUUUUUAAUUUGGUAGGUUGAGAGUAUGGCGCGAGUUUUCUGGACCAAUCACUAAGCCAAGUAGAGCAAAACCAAUGCAAUCUUUGAUCAGUUUCGAUAAUCGAUUAAAAGUUGUUCCAUUUCUCUCAUUAACAGGCCUGUAAUGGAGAUGUUGCGGUUAAUUUUCCAUCUAAAACCGCAAGUGCAUCAAGUCCUUCCAAGCGUGACGAUUUGAUUGAGUCCGUCUUAUUAGAUUCUGUUAUAAUUGAUUCGGUUGAUGUGAUCCCUGACAUGGCUGUGCAACCACACACUUUACAGCAGGAGUUUGCGCUUAUUAACGUUAAUAUUCCUAAUGUCAUUGUUGAACAGGUAAGUGUUAAUCCCUCUGAACCCUUGAAUGGUACAAUUGCUAGAGCUAUUUCCGAUUAGGUGUUGUGAAACCAAAGUAAUAUCCAAGGCCAAUCAGAAGGAAGGGAAAUACCUUUAAGAGCCAAUAUGAACUCAAAGUAAAAUCGACCAAACUGCCCAAGGCGCGGGAAAACGUGGGCGACCAAGUCGUGAUUGGUUUUGGUUUUUGUUUUGCAUCUGAUUGGUUGAGAUAGUGGCGCGAGUUUUCAAGACCAAUCGCAGAGCGAAGUAGGAGCAAAACCAAAGCUAUUCAAGAUUUUUUCCGACACUCCGUGCCUUAAACAUGUUAUUUCUCCUUACUAUAUGAAUACAUUAUCCAGCAAAAAGGUGAUGUUAACACAUAAACAUAUCAACUUAAGGCUCCUAUCUUGAUAUCACCCUAAUUCUCUUAAUCCAUUCAUAAGGAUAUAGAGAGAGGUUGCGAGGGAGAGUUGCUUGUUGGUAUACGGGAGGUCAAGAGUAUAUUAUUUGCGUUUUAUCUUUAGUCAGGUUAGUUAAGUAAUCACCAGGUUGUACCAAACGACUGUUCACACGGAAAUAUCGUUGAUCAAGUGCGCUCGAGCGAAGCGGUCCGUGGCAGCACCCAUUGUACUCCUCGUUGAAGAGAGACACUGUGAGAUUAUUUAAAGUCUCUAUCCUAAGUACAAAGCUUAGCGACCUGGCCAGCUCUCGAGUUGCAUGGGACCUCUAGAUAUAGAUGGUUAACAUCCAGGCCAGCGCGUCUCCCAUAUGAACGAGGCUGCUAAGGUAAUUGUCCUUUGUUUUCAGAUGGACGCUGGACAUAGGAGCUGUACGGUGAACGUUACCAAUGGCCGUAAUGUUGUAUCGCUGGUAAUAAACUUCCCAUCUCACUAUCCUAAUAAUGCCAUACCAUCGUUUGAGUUUACGCCUGAUACCUCCAUUGACGUCAGUACUAAAACCAAGCUCAUGAAGGUAAGCUCGGAUAUCAGUAUAGAAACACUUGAGAAGGCUUUGUCUUGGAGGAGAUAGGUCGCAGAUAUGCUUUAAGUGUCACUAACUCUUGAUACUAAGGUGCUGACAACGAGAAUUUGUUUAACAAUCAAGAUCUUCUUUAGUUGGUGAUCAUUUCCUUGAUUCUCAUGACCUUAUAGCUUGAUUCAAGGAUGAUUUUGUUAGGAGAAAUUAGAUGCUAAUCACUCUAAGGGAUUAAAGGGUUAAAUUAGUGCAAUAACGAGAGAGAGCAGCAAAAAUAAGUUAUUUGGCUGAAACGACUUGUUAUGAUAUAUUGGAAUCCGAGACGAGUGUCGAAGAGUAACAGCACCCCCUUUGGAGUCCAAUCAGACACUGGCGUUUUCCAGCGCUGAUUCGCUAUAUUUCACUUUUAACAAUUAAACCUGUACACCAUGAGAGUGACCGGCGUGUAAUUUCUCCUUACAGUGAUACUGCUGAAUCAUUCAUCAAGAUCAUGAGAAUAAAAGGAAAUGAUCGCCGGCUCAAGAAGCUUUGAUUGUCAAACAAAUUCUCCUUUCUAGUGCCAAGGGAAAUGUCUAGAGAAGAGUAUGGAGAGUAGGGAUAUUGAUGUAAGGGUGUAUUUGUUUCCCUUCUUUUAGACUUUACGUGAGACGGCUCAAACGCAUGUGAAGUCAAACCAAACAUGUCUUGAGCCAUGCCUCAGACAACUCGUCAGCCAUCUUGAAGAAUUAACGGUGAGCUAGUGCACUUUCCUUACACAGUAUUCCUUUCAUUAUAGCCCGCCUGCUUUCAUGUAGGCGAGGUAAGGUUUGUGCUAAGUUUUGAACUGUAGUGUAGAAAGUCGCAAAUUAAAUUACAAGAUCUCAAAUUAUUGAAAUUUGAUUUGAAGUUGUAAGAUAGACUAUCCGCCGUCGUUUUUUCAUAACAUUGAUCCCUUUAGCACCCAAGAUGUGAUUGUUUAUUCUCCCCACCAGCACUUACACAUUUCCUUUUAAAUUCGUUACGAGAAUUUGGUGUUGGAUCAAGACAACAACUUAAACCUAACAAGUUUGAGUAUUUUCGUUACCUCUUUGCUGAGUAAUGUAUGGAUAUUACGGGGAGAUCACAUCUGGGAGCUAAAGGGCGAGGAGGCACGAUACUGAUGUUUUGAUUAAAAAAUGGCCUUAACUACCUUCCGUCCAAAUAGGUGCGUCGAUCGUCAUGGAAUCACAUCUUGCUUUCUAAUUAUGACCAAAUUCUUACAAAUCAAACUUUGCACCCGUGGUUUCUCUCAAGUUAGGGUCUUUAGGCCUGUGAAUAAUCUUUUUCAAGUAUAUUGAGAAGAGUAAUUCAUGGUUUGAUUUAUUUUUUUGUGGCUACUGCUUCCUAUCCGAUCCUGAUCCAAUUUUGACGCGAUGUUUUAUUGUUUGUUUCGGAGUAUCUUACUAGUUUGACAUUCGCACUCGACGCACAGUCGAGUUCUUUCUUUUUGUGGUUUCUGGCCUCAAGCCACUAGCAUAUUAUGUUUCCAGUUCUUGCCGUGACGUUAAGAAAUCUCGUUAAUUUAGCUUCAAGAAGAUUUACCCACGGGCCCAUUCGCGUCCUCUGCGCCCCCGAUUCACGGCAGACUCGACCCAGUCUCGUAUGGUAGCUACCUGGACGCAGCCGUUCCAUUCCCGCGCACCUCUGGGGCCAAGUUUUGUGCAUGUGGUAAGUUUAGGGGUAGAUUACGUGCCUUUUGGGGCAUGUUGUGAGAGGCCGAACAAUUUGUAUUAAUUUUUUUUACAUGUACAACUUGAAUUAACACUAGACAGUUUUUUCUUUAAAUUAUCUUUGUAUCGAUACGCUGUUGAAAUCUCGUGGGUUCCUCUUGACCCAAUCAGAAGUCAAACAAGUCGUGUUUUGCAUUGUGCUCAGUUGAUCUUUUGUCCUUGCACCGGUGGCUCAUUUUGACUAGAGAUCUGCUUGGUUUGUUUGGUCAUUUGUGUUUGUCACGAGAAAAAUUGUUUUUCGUAUCAUUAUCAUUAUCGCCAUCAUCAUCAUCAUCGUUACUGAUGUUACAAGUAUUAGUAGUAUUACUACUAUCAUCAUUAGUAAUAUUCCUUUGACAUGUUUAACCGUUUUACGGAAUUUUUCUGUGAACCAAAUGGCCAAGAGAUGGCGUUUACUAGAACUCUUUUUUUAUAGGACUACUUGUGUGCUUCAAUUUACCGGGAAGGUAUAGUGGCCGUUUGGGGUCUGGUGGAGAGCCAACUCCCAGGUACAACACAUAACUGUCAGUUUCAAAUGAAUAUCUGUUCGUAGGAUGAUAUAUUGAAAUGGGGAGGAGAAAUACUGUUUAUCUGAAAUUUGCAUCUAUCUAUUCUCUCUUUCCUAGCAUUAUUUGAACACCUGUUUAUCAGUCCACCGGUUCUCGGAUUUGUGUGUACUAAUUACGCCCUAGUGUGCGUGCCUUCAUGUUUUAUUUUUCGGGACAAUUCUGCACACUAACGCGUCCUCAUCACUAUGUAGCCUACCUUCCCAUUCCCCCUGUUCCCCAUGUUCCCCUGGGCAAUUUUUGAUCGCUACCUUGGGUCAUAUUCUUAAGGAACCAAUGAAGCCUUGAUGUGUGUUGAUUUGACGAUUUCCCUUCUUAAGUUAUCACAAAUGAAUCUUUUGGUGUUCAAAGGUGUUACUCAUUGAAAAGUAUACGAGUUAAAUUUUUACAUCCAGGCUAUUUCCCGCUUUUCAUUCGAGUUUAUGUUUUUCUUGUACAGGUCCCUUUCGGCCUUCUCUGCGUACAGCUCUCGCCCUAGUAGCGGACCAGCUCUUCCUCCCCUCAUCAACAGCUCGCUUCAGAAAUACAGACCUACAUUUAGUGCAUUUGGACAUCAAUCGUCUGCAAGGAAUAUGAUGUUCAGGUCGUUUAACCAGGUGAACAGAAUUGGGCCUUCUGCUUGGUGGAUUAUCGGGUUGACGAGGGCGUGCGUGUGGUACUCCUGUGAACUGACCAAUAUAUUUAGUAAUUUUAUUACAUCAAAGUGGGGUGUUUUACAAGGAUUUCCAUUUCUCCUCUCGUGUUCAACUCGAAGAGAAAUUUCAUAUCUUCGCGGGCCAGUGUGUUAUAAUAUCAAUAAACUUUUCAAUUGAAUGUCUUACGUAAUAAAGUUCAUUACAGAAUGAUAGAGGGUUUUAUUAUCAUUCCCUGUCACUGUAAUUUGCCUGUUGAAUGUGAAAGGAAGUUACUCAUUCGUCACUGACUUACUGUGUUGUGUCACGCAGCAAGGGGAUUUAAAUGAUGCACAAAAAUACAGUGGAGUAACCUCAAGGAAUAGUGAUGUUGGCCCCGUUGUGAUUCGUGACGUCAGUGCUCUGAUGCCCAUUCACCAGUCGUUGGGACAAGCGUACACGUAAGUAGGACCGAUGAACGAUGAACUUUGACGUAACAGCGUAUUGUGCGGGAAAACGUGGUGAAAAGGUACACAAAACACCAUGGAUCAAAAUCCAUUAAAGGUCACAAUGCCUUAGCCUUGCUACCAUUGUAACAAGAAAAGCUGUGAUACUUUGAUCCUAAACAACCGGAUUUUAAAUCAAUUGGAAUGGAUGCGUAAAAAUGCUCGCCACAAUCUCACCUGGUUUGACAUACCAAAACUUUAUUUUGUGUCACACGUGAUAGCAUUGAAGUUGGGACGUUUUUCCGUAUUUUUUUGAUUUGCGUUAUUAUUUUUCUUAUCAAGGCUUGAAGGAAAGAAAAUCACUGAAAUUUGUAAAAAGAAUCUGGCGGCUGCAAUGACAACUGGCCGCAAAGACCUGGUACAGACGUGGUCGCUUUUGAGCUCAGUCCUCGAUAACAAGCUCGCGCCCACUGAUUCGAUGGAUGAGUCGCCCUGGGCACUACAUCCAUUUGGACGGAAAAUGAUCAAAUCCCUGUGAGUAAACAAUUAAUUCUUGCUAAGCAGUCCUCAAUUAACAGCAAACUCAAUAUUACUUCCUCUAAGUACUAAGACGUCACGAGGAUAUCUACCAUUUACGAAAACAUACCGUUCGGAAACCAGGCCCUGUUUUAUCUGGCAACGAAAAAGAGCACAUGCUCAUUUAGGUUUCCAUACUCUUUUACUCAAAAAAAAUGGAGCUUUAAGAUAUGUAGCUGCUCAUCUUCCACUUUCUAUUAACAGAAUGGAUUACUACUUACGCAUCCGGGACAUUCAGAUGUUAGGAAUGCUGGCUUGUGUCCUGGCCCACCCCUCCCUCCCAGAACCUUUCAAACCUCCUAAAGUUGACUUUAAGCCGGAUGUCAUUGCAUCAAGCAAGCCGUUAACUUAUGGCUCGUCAUCAUCACAAGUCACUGAUACUCCUUAUCAAGUAAGUGGCUCAUGGUAACAUUUAUGAAGGAGGGGGCCUGGAAGGAUUUUUUUUUUUUAGUGGGGAGGGGGGGUGCGUUAAGAGGUGGUUAAAUUCAUAAUGAAUAUCGUUUAAACUUGCAACUAUGAGUAAGGGUAGAAAUGGUGGAUUUCGUUUUAGUCAGAAUUUUGUAUGCCUAUUGCUGCGAUUUUGUGUGACGAACACGUCUUCGUUACAAUUGGGAUGAUUUUAUUACAACUGUACAAGAAGAACUCAACGAAGGUGGGAAACUAAAUGUCAGAAUAGAAAGUCGAAAGUCGAACAUCCUGAAUUAUCUUUCGUGGAUUUUCAAAUUAACACGACUACCACGAUAAAAAUAAUAUUCAAGAGGCGGUUGAGAAAAUUCAGGUCAUGGAGGGGCUACAACUGCAUUACCAGUUGAGUUAAAUCGUAGUUGGUUCUUUUGUUCUCCAUUGAGGAAUGUGACCACGAACAUUCUAAUUAUCGAAUCAUAUUUGUGCUUUUGAUGAUACAUGACGAAGGGUUCUCUUAGGUAAACUAAAUUCGAAAAAAAUUUGAAAUCUCCUGUGAAGUUCAAUGCGGUACUCUUGUUGUUUAUUAAGUCCCAUAAGCGACCAAAAUCUGUUGGGAGUGUCAUAGAAGAGGAGCCAGUUGAUAUGUCUCCAGCGGAGGAGCAGUGGAGCGAGAUUUCAUUUCCUUAUAGUGGUGGCUGGUCGCCGCCUGUGUUCAUUCGAGCAAAGAAUCCGCAGGAAGAACAACGCAAGCAGUACGAGAAUGAUUGUCGGUGAGUUUAGCGAUUUAGUAUCCUCUUGCACUGAUAGGAAUGUGAAGUAAAGCAAACUCUAGUGGUGAAUAGUGUAAGGAAGACAAAAAAACAGAUUUUCUUUCGUUAAGUCUCACGAUGCUAACGAAAAAGAGCUUAUUUAAGGAGAAUUUGGUCUUAUCAGCCGAGUUGUAAUGUAAAUUGGCCAUCGUAGAGAGUUUCCUAAGCUGACGUUUCGAGCGUUAGCCCUUCGUCAGAGCGACUAAGGGCUUUAGAGACCCUUUACGGUGGCGAUUUUGCUUUAACAACGCAGUUGCUAAGAUCAAAUUAUCUUGUGAUACCCCUGCCCACCGACGCAGCACCACAAUUUCUUUAGAAACUAACCCCUCGAUUCAUUUGGAGUUUAUCGUAGUUUUUGUGGCAUGAAAUGACAAGAAGUGUUACCUCCCAGCCUAUCUUCCACUUUCCCUUUCCUUCGCUGGUACCCAUUCUUACUCCUGGUGGGAGAGAGGCACCGUGGUCGUAAAGUGUCGCGCUUAAGAGUACAACAAAAUGGUCUGACCUGGGCUUGAACCGAACAAGAUAAUUUCACAUAAAAUUUUAGAAUUCGAACCUGGGAAGUUCACCCAAUCAGAAUGGUUCCCAGUCAAAAAUUUAGGAUGAGAUCGAUGGAAUUCUUUUUCUGUUUAAUUCUUCUAUCUUGUAUUAUGAUAAAAAUUAUUCACCAAAAUUCCGAUUUCCACAGACCAUGAUUUUCUCACUAUAUUCUUCUCUUGCACUUAUUUUAUUUCUCAAGCAGUAAGCUUACUCGAAACUAGUAUAUUAGUUAACAUAGCUUAAUGCUGGGAAUCCCUUUCAGAUUUGUUUACAAUUCAGAACUUCGGUUAUAUGACCACUACAUGAACCAAUAUGCUGAUGUUCUGUACCGCUGGAAUCUGCUGGGCAAGAGAGCUGAAGUCAUCAAAUUCUUAAGUGAACCUCAAAAACCACACAAGGGAGUAGGUGAGUGAUCAUUUGUAUUUUUUGUCUUGGUAACGAAAAGAUUUAGGCAAGCCUCUAAGUGAAAGGGGAGUUUAAUAAGCUAAUUUUACGGCCCUUUAUUUUAUUCGGAUUCCCCGCUGGUAGUUUCUUUUAAUUUUUGCGGAAUAUCUGUAAAUUAGAGGGUGUGUCAAUUCAUUAUUGUAAUGUCACGCUUGAAUAGCAAAGCGUAUGACGCACUAACUUGUAUUGUAUUAUGUAAUGUAUCUGCUAACCAACGUGUAUUACUCCGUGGGGUGCUUGCAGUGCUGCUUACCUUGCAUGGGUUUUGCUUACGGAAGGCACCAAGGUGAUAACUUAAUCUUCUUGACUCUAUGGGAUGCCAUUUGUCUUAAACAUGGAGCUCUGCUAGCGCGCUUUGCAAGCGGAAUUAUGGAAACGAUAUAACUGAAUCAUCGGAAACCAGAGCCUAAAUUAAGUAUCGAUACAUUUUUUUGGAUUGAGAGCCCAUCACGCGAUCUGCAAAUCAUUUUGGUGAGAUGUUGUGUCUUUUUUGAUCGUAGAAUUCAGUACCCGCUGUUACAACUGUCCUCAGAUGUUUCGUGGAGCUCAGUGCGGCACUUGUAAAGCGUUGGGUUUUCAGUGCGUAAUAUGUCAUGUGGCUGUUAGAGGUAAGGUAAAGGGGAUUUUACUGGCAGUCGGCUAAAUAGCGUGAUGAUGAUUGCGUCACGUGUGUGUGGCGUGUGUGUGACUAACGUGGCCUCGACGGAUACCAUGUCCUUUUCAUCGCUUUCCUGAUGUGAUGCCUGGUACAAUAAGUAGCUGAACCAUAGAUGUUUUGAGACGCGGACAAAUACCUUAUUUUGAAGGUUCUUUCCCUUGACGCUUGCUACCAACCCUUUGUUUGUACAUUUAGUGUCAAAUACUGAUCAAGGGCUCUCCAUUUGAUUGUUGAUGUCAAAACGCACCAGAAGUAGUUUCUUUCUUCGCUCUCCUCGCGAACCACUCUUGCUUUUAGUCUUUCUUCGUGCGCGUGAGUCGUUUCCUUCCGUGUACAACGCGGCAAUGGUAAAUGUGAAGGCAAUUCCAAGAGUAAUUUUAUUUCAAAUUAAAUCAAUAAGUCAGUCCGUGAAAGAUACGAGUAGUGGUCACGAUUCUUCUUUUAGAGAUUUUAAGGAAAGUCAGAGCUCGGCUUGCUAUAAGGGAAAGAAAAGAAAUAAUAUGGACAGUCACAAAAAAAAAAAAAUAAUAAUAAUAAUAAUAAGAAGAAAUAAUGAAUAGAUUGUCUACAAAUAGAAUUUUAUCUAUGUGCUAUGAAUUGUAAAUUAUGAUGUGUCUCAAUAAUUGUUUUCUCUUCUGUUACUGAAGGCGCUAGUAAUUUCUGUGUGGCGUGUGGUCAUGGCGGUCAUACAUACCAUCUUAUGACGUGGUUCGAAACAAUGGACGUCUGCCCGACAGGGUGUGGCUGCCGGUGUUUAGAAGUUGGCACAUUUAUCGUCGACUGACUGCAUUCGUAUACAAGUUGGUGGAAUAACUAUCAUAACUACGACCACGUGCACCAAAAGAUUUGGAAAUAAGAGCAAAUGAAACUCGAUUGAGGAGUAUUUGUACCGGAAAGUGCCCUCUAGAUUCUUCAAAGUCGCAACCGCAAGCUCGGUGCAGAGGAGGUUUCCAUUCCGUUGCCGUCUCAAGACUAACUCACAAUAGAGUGACGCCAUUUAAGGACAGGACCCCGAAACCCCGAUGUAAACGACAGAGACGUAAUGAGCGGAGCGAAUUUCCGUAGUGAAGUUCAGAUUUGUUUAUUGCUGUUUACUUAGAUUAUCCUUGAUAAAUUUCUUCAAAAACAGGAAAAAGUGUUUUGCCCGGCUGGAAAACUACAAGAAAAAUAUUCUCUCCCACUGCGGUCUCAAGAACAGUUCCAUGUGUAAAGUAAACAACAAUUCGUGUAUCAGUCAAGCGUACCAUUUUAGAAUUUGUUUUUUGAACUAUAAAUCGUUCGCUGGGUAACAGUGCCUUUCCGCCACAAUUAUGACCCCCAAUAUAUUUUUUAUCUAGCUAACGAGUCUGAUGAUCACCACUCAUAUUGUAAGUACAGUCAAAUGUCUUUGAGAAAUUUUCUUCAGCGGGAAAUUGAUAAUGUAGAGGGUCACAACCAUUUCAAGUGUUUUCGGCUGAAAUCUUUUGUUUGGGUUACGGAUUUAGUUGUCAAAGGAUUGUGAAUCGUAAACCACUUCAUACUACGACUUUAAAUCUGACCUCUCGUGAAUAACAGACCUCCUUCCUCAGCCAGGCUGUUAAGCCUAACAUUUCGCUCGGUCUUUCAUGAGGGGUUGGACUAAGGUUUGAGAGGUCAUGGAAAUUUUCAAACUCUCACUCCCUCGUUAAUUUUGUUUCUCCCUUACUUAAUUAAAAGAGAAAACAUCUUGUUGAUGCCACUUUCGAAGGUUAAUCCCCAUAAAUAUUUUUUUUUGCUUGCGGAAGUUAGACCGGGGAUAAUCAGGAAAGAUCUGAUAAUGUGGGAAGCAAUAACACAGAAAAAAAGUAUUAUCGUCCUUUUUUACAAUAACUGCCUGGUUUAUUUAUUUUGUUUUAACGUUUUUUUUUCCACACCGUCGAAAAAGGAAGUGUUAAGCGAUGAAACGCGAACAACAAGCUGCCAAAGGUUCUUUGUUUACGAUGUUUGAUCGCGUCACAGAAAGCAGUUUGGACCGAAUGCGUUACGUGACGGGACCAAACAAGGGCCGCAAGGAUGGCUCUUCAUUGGAGGAUCCGGACAUUUCCUUUGUAAUUUUAUGUUCUGCUGGCUUCAACGCCUCUAUUAAAGGUUUUUUCUGACUUUCAAACCUAACUUAACAACUUCUUAGUCAUCUUUAAAACAAUACAAUGCCGAAA